AAAAAAAAAAAAACAGUGUAGACCGCAGGAAAGCCUCCAGAGCUUUCUUAUCAGUAUUUCUUGACAACGUGAUAGUUAGAGGAAAUCGGGGGAAGACAACGCUAAUCUUUGGAUGAACUUGGGAAAUGGAGGACGAUGAGGCCAGGCGCGUGCUGGGCUUCGCCCCCAAUUCACGCCCCACGCCUUCUGAGGUUAAAGCAGCUUACAAAAAGAAGAUAUGGGAGUCUCAUCCUGACCUAUUUCCAGCCCAUGAAAAGCCUCAGGCAGAGUCCAGAUUCAAACUGAUUUCUCAAGCUAAUGCAUGCCUUCUGUCUGGUGGGAGAGGAGAUGCUCUAAAUUCAGCUGAGUAUUCAAGAGUUGUGAGAACUGGAGUCCCGAGGGCCAGUGGAGGCAGGAGAAAUCAUCCUUUAAUUAAAGCACCCUUCAUUUUCAUUAUUCUCGGUACAGUUGCACUUGGAGGCUUAAAUGCUGCGAGGGCAUACAAAAAGCAAAAGGAAGACUACCCUUCGCACAAUCCAUUUCUUCCUUGAUGCCUUGGAAUCGGGACUUGCACGUUUUUGUGUCUUUGUUGGAGGCAGAAUGACUGAGGGCCUGUGCCUUGUCUUCUGAGUUCUGAUCCAGGUUAAUCCUUCUGAUUGGGGGUAUUCUUUAUAAUUAAAAAUAAUAGAAUGAAAAAUAAUUUUAAAGAUUUUUUAAAUUAAAAAUAAAAAACUUAUUAUCAAAUAAUUAUAGUAUAAGAAAAUAUUUUCAUACCAAUUACACGACGAGUCAUAUGAUGUUUCUGUUACCAAGUUUCAUUUGUUAUUGUGUUAUUUAAUUUUUUUUCCUUCUUGUGAAACUUAUCUACCAACCAGACUACCACUUUUUGUUCUUUAGAAUUAAAGAUCUUUUUGUAUUAAAAAAAUUAAAUAUCUUUCCUAUGUAUGCAAUGCAGAAAACAUCUGAUAAUUUAGGAGUGCAUUAUGUUGCU
Prosopis cineraria is the source of this 970-nucleotide messenger RNA. RefSeq lists its product as uncharacterized. The record is from RefSeq and is a predicted model, not a curated record. The transcript has 6 exons. Gene Ontology annotation, cellular component: cytoplasm; nucleus. Lineage: Eukaryota; Viridiplantae; Streptophyta; Magnoliopsida; Fabales; Fabaceae. Gene Ontology annotation, molecular function: protein-folding chaperone binding; protein folding chaperone. Bases 126 to 530 code for a protein of 134 amino acids.